Molecule: messenger RNA, 500 nt
Organism: Dentiscutata erythropus
Lineage: Eukaryota; Fungi; Glomeromycota; Glomeromycetes; Diversisporales; Gigasporaceae
Source: the annotation of a GenBank genome assembly
AUUUAAAUGAGUUUGAUUUGAAUGAUAUAAUUGAUAAUCAACCGGCAUCUUCGAAUUUAAAUAUUGAUGUAUUGAAUUUGGAUAAUUCAGCUAUUGAAAAGUCUCACAAUUCAGCGAUUGAAGAGUCUUAUGAUUCAGCUGUUGAAGAUUUUCCCAAUUCCGCUAUUGAAGAGUCUCCCGAUUCUGCUCUUGAAGAAUUACAAGAUUCACAAGAUUCAAUUAAAAUACUGUACUCACAGGAUUUUCAAAAAGAAAAUAAUGACCUUAAAAUGAAAGAAAUUACAUUGCAAAAAAAGAAACGUGCUGCCCUAUAUAUCGAUGGUUUAAAUUCUAAAGUCCUCAAGCCAUUUAAGACUCCUACGAAUGAUCCUGAAAAAAUCAAACUAUACAAGUAUUGCCAAAGAACGCCGUUGAAGAAAGCUACAAAUAAUGUUAUAAUUCAACUUCCCGAAAGUGACAAACCACUUAACAUUACUUUAAAUAUUUCACUUAAUAAUUAG